Melanotaenia boesemani (Boeseman's rainbowfish) is the source of this 2460-nucleotide messenger RNA. RefSeq names its product zinc finger protein 2-like. The record is from RefSeq and is a predicted model, not a curated record. Gene Ontology annotation, cellular component: nucleus. The transcript has 4 exons. Gene Ontology annotation, molecular function: DNA-binding transcription factor activity, RNA polymerase II-specific; RNA polymerase II cis-regulatory region sequence-specific DNA binding. The coding region runs from base 538 to 1776 and encodes 412 amino acids. NCBI's taxonomy places the organism in Eukaryota, Metazoa, Chordata, Actinopteri, Atheriniformes, Melanotaeniidae. Gene Ontology annotation, biological process: regulation of transcription by RNA polymerase II.
UUAGCGUCUGUUGACUCUCUGGGGUUCCCAAAACAUAAUGCCUGUGGCAUUUCAGUGUAAAUCCUUAUUAUUUUGUCUUUAAUUUUUCGAAGAGAUUCGUGUAAAUAUGCCGAAUAAUUGUAUUGUGGUCGGCUGCCAUAAACACAACUAUUCUAGAGAUAAGAAGAGGUCGUUUUUCAAACUGCCGAAGGACACAAAAGUCCUGAAAGACGCGAUAACUGGGUAGCCGCUAUCAAGCGUGUUAAUGCUGGCGGUACACCGUGUAGUCCCUCUAAAUAUUCAACAAUUUGUUCCGAUCAUUUUGUGACUGGACAACCCAUUAAAGAUAAGAAUCCCCCAGACUAUGUGCCGUCUGUAUUCCCUCAUGUGUCAACAAGCCCAGAACCAGCUGAGAACCUCACCUAACCCUCCACCAUCAAAGCGCCGUUAUGUGGAGCCGAUGAUGGUCGUCGAGCAACAGACUGUGGGCACAUCAACAGUGAUUUUAUAAUCCAGUUGGAUGUGAUUGCUGAGAGGAGAACCACAGCUGGACCGGGAAUGUCUCAAAGGAAGACUCUUGAACCAGAUGACUCCAGAGGGCUCGGUUUGAUGCCCCCCACACCUGCAGCAUCCACAUCAGAACUGGAACAGGCACAAGACAGCAAAGACCCCAUGUUGCCUGCUGAUAUGCAUCAGCUGUCUGGGAUUAAAGAAGAGGUUCCCUGGAGCUCCAGUCUGGACCAGCAGGACCCAGAACUCCCCCACAUAAAGGAGAAAGAGGAGGAACUCUGGACCAGUCAUGAGACCGAGCAGCUCGAUAGACAAGAGGAGACUGAUGUCAGUAGUUUUUCUUUAAAUGUUGUAACUGUGAAGAGUGAAGAUGAUGAAGACAAACCUCUGUCCUCACAGCUUCAUCAGAUCAAAGCUGAAGACAACAGAGAGACAGAACCUCCAAGCAGCAGCUCAGAUAUACAGAUAAAAACAGAAACAGAUCAAGAGGACUGCGGAGGACCAGAACCAGUCUGGAACCCAGACUCAAAUAAUCUUUUACAACCAAAGCCAGGUGAAAAUGACUCGGACUCUACUGACACAUCUUCCGAUUCCGAAGUCGAAGACCAUGUUGAUCAGUGGAAGACCACAACACCCGAGUCUUUCAGCUGCUCUGAGUGUGACAAAAAAUAUCGCUACAAGCAGUCUCUUCAGAGACACAUGAAAUGCCAUCCAGGAAAAGACACUUCCAGCUGUUUGGUCAAUAAGAAGCACAGCCCAGACUCAGAGGGCUCAGUCAGCAGAGGGGAGGGAAGAUUUGGCUGUGAUGUUUGCAGUAAAAGAUUCAGCCGAAGGCAAGAUCUGAAGAGGCACACCAUCCUUCACACGGGAAAGAAACCAUUCGUCUGCGCCGUGUGUGCUAAAAGAUUCAACCAAAAAGCAAAUCUAAAGACACACAUGAGAGUCCACGCAGGAGAGAGCCAGGCCAGCAGCGAUGUUUGUGGUGAACGAUGCGAACACCUGACGAGACACCUGAUCCCCCACACACAAGAGAAUCUGUUUGGCUGUGGCGUUUGUGGGAAAACCUUUAACCAAAAGGGACAUCUGAAGAGACAUUUGGUAGCCCACAAAGGAGAAGAAACAUUUUACUGUACCAAGUGUGAGAAGAAAAUUAAAUAUCUUUACAAUCUCUGUAGACACAUGAUCGUCCACACAGGAGAAAAGCCGUUCGACUGUAACGUUUGUGGUAAAGGAUUUACACAAAAAGGAAGCCUGAAGAGACACAUGGGAGUCCACCUGUCUCUUUAACAGUCAAAUCAAGCAACUAUUUAUUCAUUCUACCUUUAAGUUACUAAUUAACUUAUUAAACAUGUAAAGAUAAAUGGAAGUAUAGUGUAUAAGGUAAAAACAGUUUGUUUGGUCUGUGCAGCUCUAUUCUCUAUCACAGUCUGAACCCUCUUAGAUAAACUUUGUCUUUUCUUGAAGUAGUUUCCAGGAGUAGUUCUCCAGGAUCCUUGAAAGACUUUGGAUGUUUCUGUCCAGAUGAUCCCACACAGCUUCAGUAAUGUUGAGGUGCAGGUUCUGGGGAGGAUUCAUCCCUCCAUCGGACCUGUUUCCACCAGUUUUCUGUAAUGUUUUAGGGGCACUGCACAUCAUGCUGAGGUCCUUUUCAUUUCAGUUUAUUUAUAUGUUGCUCGUUCACAACAUUUAUCAUGUUGAACCACUUAAACCACAAAUCCAAAUAAAUUCAAUUACAAUCCAAUUAAUUAGAAACCGUUACAAAUCUGAGUUAUUUAGAGAGUUUAAGGCCAGACUAGCCAAUCUACUCAGGUGGACUCGCUGUGUAUUGUUCUCUGGUGUAAUAAAUACACUCCGCUUGCACCUUGCUGCUCUUGAAACUCAUUUUUGGAAAAUUACUAUUUUAUUUUACUCCAUCAAGUUUGCCUGCUCAUCCAACUUUAUUUCAUGUCUUCGCAAAGAGGAGUGAGAAGA